Messenger RNA from Manihot esculenta (cassava), 759 nucleotides. Its product is annotated as secreted RxLR effector protein 161-like. Lineage: Eukaryota; Viridiplantae; Streptophyta; Magnoliopsida; Malpighiales; Euphorbiaceae. The record is from RefSeq and is a predicted model, not a curated record. The transcript has a single exon. The coding region runs from base 1 to 759 and encodes 252 amino acids.
AUGGAGUUUGAGAUGUCUGAUCUGGGCUUAAUGACCUAUUUUUUAGGUAUGGAGAUUGAGCAAUCACAUUCUGUAAUUUUCAUUUCACAAAGAAAAUAUAUAUUUGAUGUCCUUAAAAGGUUCAAUCUAAAUCAAUGCAAAGCUAUAGCAACUCCUUUUGAUCCAAAUAUGAAGCUUAGUAAAGAGGAUGAUGAUUCCAUAAUAGACACUACAAUUUAUAGAAGUCUAGUUGGGAGUUUGUUAUUCUUAACUUCAACAAGACCUGAUAUUAUGUUCUCAGCAAGUUUCUUGUCUAGGUUCAUGAACUCUCCAAGUAAUUCUCAUUUUAUGGCUGCUAAGAGAGUUCUGAAAUAUUUGAAAGGCACCUCUAAUUAUGGCCUGUUGUAUUCGAAUAAUGAAAAUGCAAAACUUGAAGGAUAUGUUGACAGUGAUUGGGCUAGUAGUGUUGAAGAUAUGAAGAGCACUUCAAGUUAUCUAUUUUCUCUUGGAUUAGGUUAUUUUUCUUGGAUUUCUAAAAAGCAAGAAGUUGUUACUCAGUAUACCGCGGAGGCAGAGUAUAUAGCAGCUGCUGCAGCCUCAAAUCAAGCUAUUUGGCUUCGUAGGUUACUUGCUGAUUUUAAAAAUGAUCAAUCUGAAGCUACUUUGCUAUGGUGUGACAACAAGUUAACUAUUGCCAUUGCUAACAAUCCAGUGCAACAUAGUAGGACCAAACACAUCUUAGUCAAAUAUCAUGCAAUCAGAGAAGCUAAAAGAAAUUAA